GACACAUACCUAGUCUCCGGGGAACGUGCUGCCACGCAACGGCUGGUGUUGUGUGGGAUGGAGUGUAGCACCUACUGCAGCUAUGGACGGCCUCGAUCAUGCAUGGAAUUAGUCUCCGCAGGCAUCACGGCCGUCUUCUUGCUGCAAGGCGCGGCCGGCUUCGCAGGACAUGCCAGCACUGGACGCUCCGCAACGGGCCGCACCACCUCCGCUGCUGUGCCGUUCAGCAACCAGCAGCACAGUUGGCAAGGUUCCCGGCUAGCAGGGAGGGCUGGGUUCCGCAGCAGCAUCAAGAGGCGCAGGUUUGGUCAGGCUGGCCUGCUGCUUCGUUGUUCCGGCGGUCUGCCUGCUGCUGCUGCUGCUGCUGCUGCUGCUGCUGUGAAAGACGACGGAUCAGCAGGAUCUGACGAGGCCGGAGUUGCCGCCGCCAUUGCGUUUGACGACGUCGUGAGCGGUGGGGAGCCGGUUACCUCGGCGGCGGCGGCAGCAGCAGCAGCAGCAGCAGCAGCAGCAGCAGCAGCAGGGGGGGUUAGCGCCGAUGUGGGGUCUGAAGCUGCUGGCAGCAUCAACCAACAGCUGCUGCUGCGGGACCGGGAUGUUCCUCUUGCAGAGAAAGGAAGCGCUAGCACGGCGGACGCGAGGGGGGAAGGCAGCGAUAGCAGCAGCAGAAAUCCAGGUUCCCUGUUCGUCAUCAUGGGGCUCUGCUUUCUGGUGGCGGUCGUGUGCGCCCUGGACAGGGUCGCCAUGUCGGUGGCGAUCGUGCCCAUGGGAAACGUCUACGACUACUCCGACACGACCAAGGGGCUGAUCAGCAGCGUGUUUUCGUGGGGGUACAUGGCGUCCAUGGUGCCCUCGAGCGUGCUGAUCGGAGUUUGGGGGCCGAAGGCAACUAUAACAGCCGGUGUGCUCGUUUGGUCGGCCGCUCAAAUGCUGUCCCCCACGGCGGCCGGGGUAUCCCUGGAAACCUUGCUCGCGUGCCGCUUCCUCAUGGGGGUAGGGGAAGCCGUCACCAUGCCAUCAAUCCAGGCGAUCGUGGCCGAGAGGGUUCCGCAAGAUCAGAGAAGUCGCUGGCUGGCCCUCAUCAUAAGCGGGCUACAGAUCGGCACGGUGCUAGCGUAUUGGGGCUCGCCUGUGAUCGUGGAUACGUGGGACUGGCAGGCGAUGUUCCUGGCCUACGGAGCGCUCGGCCUUGCCUGGGUAGCGCUUUGGCUGCCCCUGGUCUCCGACAAGCCCAGCAGCCCUGCCUCCGCGGCGGAUGACGCCGAGACCCCAGACGCCUCCGCAACAAUAGCGAACGCUGGAAGAAUACGAUCGGGCAGGGACGCCGGUGACGGUAUUGUUCCCUCGGCGACGCCGCCACCGGCGCCGGCGCUAGCAGGGGCUGGUGAGAAGACCGCUGUAGGCAUCGGAAGCGCGAAUGGCGGCAGCGGUGGAGCACUGCCGGUCGAGACUGUGGCACUAGAGGGGGAGGAGGGGGGGGGCGCAGCUGCUGGCGAGGGGGGGGGAGGGGUGUUAGAGGGGUUCCGUGCUGUGCCGUGGAAGGAGUACGUGACGAACGGGCAGAUCUGGUCGAUUGCGGCGGCGCAUAUGGCUCACAACUGGGGGCUGUACGUGCUGCUCGCUUGGUUGCCGACCUAUUUCGUCCAGGAGUUCAACCUCACGCUCGAGCAAAGCUCAGGAGCGAGCGUCCUUCCGUGGGUGGUGGGUGCCGUGGCUGGCAACAUGGCGGGGAGCGGGGCAGACUUGCUGGUAAAGAAGGGCAUGCUCGAAGUGAAAUGGGUUCGAAAGCUCUUCCAGACCGUCGCGCUCGUGGGUCCGGCGGUUUGCAUGCUUCUGCUUGCGCAGGGGCCGGAAACCUCUGCGGAGGCUUCUAAGCUGUUCACCGCCGCGGUCGCGCUGGGCUCGUGCUCGUGCGCGGGUUUCGGGUCUUCGGUGCAAGACUUGCGAUCGCGGGACACCGGCGUGAUCUACGGCAUGACCUCGGCGGCAUCGGCCGUUUGGGGCAGCGUGGGCACCUACGGGGCUGGGGUUAUCCUCGACACGACGGACUCGUGGACUAUGGUCUUUCAGUCCUGCGCGGCGGUGUACCUGAUCGGGGCUGGGGUGUACGCCGCCUUCUACAGGGCGGAGCCCCUGGAUGUGGAGGGCAGGGGCGCGCUGGUGUUGUAGCAGUAGCAGCGCCUGCGCACGACGUCUUGAGGAGAGGCGGUCGUGCUAGAGCAAGUGACGUGCAGUUUGGGCGGAUUCCCCUUGUUCGGCGUUUGUAGAUUGGCGACGCCUUGAAGCCGGUUGAAUUAGAGAACGUGGCGUGUAUUGUUGGACAGUAGCCUUCGCAGGAUUUUCUAUUUAUAAAACAUGUUGGAUAAAGCAUGAAUUCGGCGAAGUUGGGUUUGGGUUGUAGGGUAACUUAGGGUCUGCGUACCCCGUCCACGUUCAAUGUCCUUAUAAACUCAUUUUCUUUCGAAGGCGGUCCAAUGUUUGGACGGAAUCUCCACUGUAUUUGAGUUUGUAGACGGGACCACACGAGAACAACGGGGUAAAUCGUAUGAUAGGCAUGUUAGGACGAAGUUGACCACUCCCAGAUCGAUACCUCUGCUUGUAUUGAGUUGGACGCUCGUGUGUGUUUGUGCGGUUGCAGCAGCAUUGGCUGGCAUGAUCGCAUUGGCUGGCAUGAUCGUUGCUGGCCCUUAGGACGAUUGUUGCAUGGUACAAAUGUUGCUGUAGGUUACCAAGGCCAAGGCACCAGACGUUGGUGCUUCCCAAAGUUUCUAUAGAGAGAGGGAGGGAGGGAGGGAGGGAGAGGGAGAGAGAAGGGUUUGAAAUAGCGUGCAGGUUGGGACGACAUUUUUUCACAUUUUGGAGGGGUGGGGUGUUUGCGUGGAAGUGGAUGAAAACUGUGUUGAGAAGCAGGCCUGUGGCACGAAGUCGUCGUCUCGGGCCGAUCAACCCCCACAACAGAAUCGAAUGUUAACGUUGUCGCCUGUGCAGCACGGAAGCGCCAGGUGGCGGUCGUGGUGGGCGGUUGCGGUUUGUUGCAGCAAUUUCACCACUAUCAUAUUUCAGUAGAGGAGUCGGUAACCACCAGCGCAAAGCUGCGUCAAGAGAGUACGUUGGACAAUGCUCUACUGUCUAUAUUUGGAGCUAUGGUGUAGUGGUUUGAAGCCGCGCAAGGAAUAGCGUCGCUGAUUGCCCCCCCUCCCCUCUCUCUCUGUCUCAAGUACAACACGAAGCCGAUUUUGAUAACUGUUGAUGUUUUUUGUGGCUCUUCGUGGUGCAGGCAAACCGGACAAAAGAAAAACGUUAGACGUUGUGGAAAGCAUUGGAAGGUGCGUUAGUUCUGAAAGAUGUUAAGUCGCCCUGGGUUACACUUUCGCACAAGCGACGUUGUUUUUUAACACAACAGGGAAGGGUUGUGGGAGCGUGGCCCCACACAGUAGUCUACGAGUCAGCGCUCGUCGCCCGGGCCUACCAAAGGUUGCGUAGGAUAUCACACCCCCUGGACCGAUUUUCGAAGCUCGGAAGGAAAAGCAGUGACGGGGCCGAAAAUUGGUUGUGUUGGAGCCGUCGCGUCAAGAGCUUUCCGAAAACAUGUAUUUAAUUUCGGCAACCUCUCCGUGGAGUAAUCGAGCUUUGUUAGUGGGUCCAGGGGUGUGUGAUAUCUUGUGCAACCUGCGGUAUACACGGGUGCAGAUAAGAGAGACCGGUUUCGUGAAAUGAGGGAUUUUGGUCCUCGAGAUGAUGCUACCCUUCAUGAAGGAGAUCCCGACCUUUUAGUUUUGACCUUGG
Messenger RNA from Ectocarpus sp. CCAP 1310/34, 3786 nucleotides. The record is from the annotation of a GenBank genome assembly. Lineage: Eukaryota; Phaeophyceae; Ectocarpales; Ectocarpaceae.